Messenger RNA from Rotaria sp. Silwood2, 219 nucleotides. The record is from the annotation of a GenBank genome assembly. NCBI's taxonomy places the organism in Eukaryota, Metazoa, Rotifera, Eurotatoria, Philodinida, Philodinidae.
AUGAAACCUGUUGGUCUUCGACCACCAUUUAUGGCUCCAACACAUUCAUAUCAACAUGCAAUUGUCGAUCCAACAGCACGUUUUGCAAUGAUUCGUCCACCUGUUCGACCAGCAAUAAAUAAUGGUUAUCCAUCAAAUGGACUUAAUAAUAAUCUAGGUGAAAAUCAACAGCCGAGUGAUUCAAAUCAAGUUAAUGGCCAUGAUAGUCCAUCAUUAUAA